Messenger RNA from Botrytis fragariae, 894 nucleotides. Its product is annotated as putative acetyl xylan esterase protein. The record is from RefSeq and is a predicted model, not a curated record. Lineage: Eukaryota; Fungi; Ascomycota; Leotiomycetes; Helotiales; Sclerotiniaceae. The transcript has 3 exons. Gene Ontology annotation, cellular component: extracellular region. Gene Ontology annotation, molecular function: hydrolase activity; cellulose binding. Gene Ontology annotation, biological process: carbohydrate metabolic process. Bases 1 to 894 code for a protein of 297 amino acids.
AUGUUCUCAAGCACGACACUCAAAGCAGUGUUUCUAUCUCUUCUUGCCUACGCUUCAGCUCUGCCUUCUGAAUUGGACACCCGCGCAACAUGUCCUGAAAUUCACGUCUUUGGUGCUAGAGAGACCACAGCACCAGCCGGAUUUGGGACCGCAGGCGUAGUUGUCAACCUCAUCCUUGCCGCUCAUUCUGGGUCAACUUCCGAAGCCAUCAAUUAUCCCGCGUGUGGCGGUCAAUCUUCGUGUGGUGGAGUUAGCUAUGGUAAUAGUGUUGUUGCAGGAGUUUCUGCCGUCGCAGCUGCAGUGAAUGCAUAUCAUACACAAUGUCCAAGUACUAAAUUGGUAUUGGUGGGAUAUUCUCAGGGUGGCCAAAUAAUGGACGAUGCGUUCUGUGGAGGUGGAGAUACGAAUGAUGGGCUCACGGAUACCACGAUUCCAAUCCAAGCCAGUGCUGUCAACAUGAUCAAGGCCGCAAUUUUCAUGGGUAACCCACGCUACAUCUAUGGCCUUUCCUAUGAAGUUGGUACCUGUAGAGCUCAAGGAUUUGCGCCUCGUCCCUCUGGUUUUUCUUGUCCCUCCGCUUCAAAGAUAAAGUCUUAUUGCGACGCUGCUGAUCCGUACUGCUGUACUGGUUCUGAUGCAAAUACCCAUCAAGGUUACGGCACCGAAUAUGGUCAACAAGCCUUAACAUUCGUAAAUGCACAACUCGCUUCAUCUGGUACGUCCCCAACUACUACUCCAUCUAGCCCCGGUACAACAACUACCAUUACCUCCCCUGGAUCCACUGGAGUUGCGCAUUAUGGACAAUGUGGCGGAAGUGGAUAUACGGGUAGUACAACUUGUGCUAGCCCAUAUACGUGCACUUAUGCAAAUGCUUAUUAUUCGCAAUGUCUUUAG